Sardina pilchardus (European sardine) is the source of this 7475-nucleotide messenger RNA. RefSeq lists its product as uncharacterized. The transcript has 19 exons. The record is from RefSeq and is a predicted model, not a curated record. Lineage: Eukaryota; Metazoa; Chordata; Actinopteri; Clupeiformes; Clupeidae. Gene Ontology annotation, molecular function: protein binding. Bases 1 to 7119 code for a protein of 2372 amino acids.
AUGUACCAGGUAUCACAGGUGUUCAUUCCUGAGCGCCAGAGGUCAGAGGUCGCCUGUUUCCUGGAAGGAGAGCUGAGCGCUCCGUUCAGCGUCUCGUUCGACCAGGAAGAGAGACGGCGGCAGGCGCUGCAGCUGUUGGAGCGCAUCGAGAGCGGCCUGUUGUCCUUGCGGCAGGCGGACGAUGCUGCCCGCUACCAGCUGCUCCGGCUGCAGCAGGAGGCCGAGCUCCUGGGCCACCCCCCUCCACACCCCCCCUGGGCCUCAGAGCUCCUGGGCCACCCCCCUGCACACCCCCCCUGGGCCUCAGAGCUCCUGGGCCACCCCCCUCAUGCAACACCCCAACGCCUGAUCCAGGCCACAGGAAGUGGAUGGGGAGUGUCGACGGAGGGCCGUUUGAGUGGAGAUGAGCGGGAGACGCUUCUGUGCAGCGCUCCUACCCAGAGCUGGGUCCAGCCCAAGGAGCAUCAUCCCGUGGAGGGAAUGGAGAGGAAGCUGAGGUUCAGUGUAGAGAACGUGCUGCAGAAGGCCAGCUGGCUGGUGGGGGACAAAGUUCAGUAUGAAAUAUCCGCCAACCCAAACACACAGGCUGAGAGGGCCGUUACCGUGGAGAUCCUGGCCGACACCUUCAAGAGCACAGACGCAGAGGAGCAGCAAAGAAUAUGGAAUGCAAUAGGCGGUGCAGAGCCAUGGCUUGAAGAGAUGGACGUUCCUGAAGUUGUGAGGACGGAACACCACGAGGGAACCGUUCUGAGGGUCCCGACAAGAGGGAACGCACCCGCCAGUGAUAUGGCAGUUAAGCAUCUCCAUCUUGGUAGUUUGAAGGCCGUUGUGGGUGGAGUGGAGAAGAAGCUGAGCUUCAGUGCAGAGGAUGUGCUAACGAAGGCCACCAUGCUGGUUGGGGAUAAAGUUCAGUUUAAAAUAUCCACCAACCCAACGACCAAGGCAGAGAGGGCCGUUACCGUGGAGAUCCUGGCCGACACCCUCCAGUGCACAGACACAGAGGAACGACACACAGGUGUGGUUCUUGGUUUGAGCAACUCGUUUGGGUACAUCAAGAGCUCUCAGGACCCCAAACUGGUCUUUGACUUCUGUGAGGUCUUGGAAGACAAGAAGCUCUCCAACUCAGAGAGAGUGGAGUUCACCAUAGUGCCAAACACGGUGGCUGGGACUGGCUACCAAGCCAUCAGGAUCAGAAGGCAGAAGAUGGUCACUCAUGUGCCAACCUUAGAGGCCCCAACUACAGCACACUCAGAGGAGAUGUUCACCCCCGUGCCAACAUCAGAGGGGUCCACCACAACACAGUCACAGAAGAAGAUUACCUUCCAACCAACAGCCACCAAGGAAAGGAUGCAGAAAGACACAGGAAUCGAUUCUGAUGCCCCCAAAACAGGAAAGCGUGUCCAAAUUCUACCCGGCCCAGUGAGUUCAGUAAAACCUGCAAAGAGAGAGAAUAGAGAGGACACCAACACAAACUCAACAGAAGCUUCUGGAAGGAGAAGCAGCAUCCACCCAAACUGUGACCAAAAUGGCAACCAAAGUGGGAACAGAAUCCAGGAUGAGGGUGGUAGGAGCGAUCAUCCUCUGGGUAACCGUAGUGCAAGCAGAGACAGGAGACUUGUAGAAAGACACAGCAGUAGCAAGGAGAGGAGCAGGGACAGAAGCAGAGACGGGGGCAGGAGCAGAGACCAGGAUAUGAAGAGCAACCAGCGGAGGAACUGUAGUUCAGAGCGUGGAGAUGAGAAGCGCAAGAGACAAAGCAGCAGCAGCAGCAGCAGUGGUGAGGGUUCCCCCAGGAAACGCAAGCGGCGCAGCAGUCCCAGUCUAGAGACUGUGACCACAAAGGGUCGUAAGGACCUGUCCAGUGUCAAGGCCUCUGCCACUACCACCUGCAGAUCACCCAAAUCUGAUGCAGGUGAGGAUGAGGAGGAUGAGGAUUUGGCCAGGAAGAAUAUGGAGCUGGAACAGUUGGAAGCUUUGAUUGCUGAAAAGCUGGCUGAACAUGCUGCCUUGGAACUAGAGAUGACAUCAUCUGUCGUCUUUGGUGGGAGGGACACUGUAUUACCUUGCCAAACCUCUCUUUCUCCGCAACAUCAGAGAGCUACGCCCCCUCUCAGACAAGCCCCCGCUGAUGACCUCUAUGACCAGAUGGACGAGGAGUAUAAGAAACAGCUAAAGGAAGUACGUCUUGGAAGGGCCAAAGACACACAACAAGAUGUCUUGCGCCAUUAUGACCGCGCUGCGAGGUUCAGGAAAGAUUUAUGUGCUGGUGUGGAACCAGUGCUGUGUUUAGAAGGGCAGUUCCUCAGACAGCCUGAGGAGGGCAGCGAGGAGCUCUGUGUUCACGAAGAAUCCGAUGAGCACCACAGGAAACGAGAAGAGAAGAGCAUAGAGCCAUAUAAUCAGAAGAGAGAAGACCAAACACCAAUCCUGGGCCAGCAUGAACAGAAGAUCUCUGAUAUGCAUAGGCAUUCAGAUGAGGGUAGGACUUUUCCAAAAGGAGCAACUCUUGGCAAAUCUAUUGAUGUAGUGGAGACCGAACGUCUUCAGUCUCGACAUGGUCAUGGCACUGACAGAAAAGAUAAAACAGUGUGGAUUUGUGGUCAUGGCCUUGUAGCAGUGGCCAGACGGAUAAGCCUGUGGUACAGAGUAUGGCGUAACCUGAAAGGGCUGUGGAGUGGGACGCAGGGAAUGACCUGGAGAGACCUCGUGCCCCACUUGAAGAGACUCAGGAAGAAGUGGCCUCUCCCCGACAUACUCAUCAUCCACCUGGGGGACGACGACAUCAACAUGACGGACACUGUGGAGCUGCUGAUCACCAUCAGGGAGGAGCUAACCCGUGUACGCAGCCUGUUCCCCCAGUGCCUGAUUGUGUGGUCGGACAUCCUACCAACGUUCUUCUGGCAGCAGAGCACGACUCCUGAUGUGGAGGUUGAUGAGGCAGCAGGCAUAAUUCAUGACAUCAUCAACUGCAGAGCGCAUGCUAUAGUGACUGAAUUAGGGGGAGGAGUCAUAACUCAUGAUAACAUUGGCCCCGAAUACUAUUUCCCCAAUGACGUUUACCUUUCAGACGAAGGCAUUCAAAGGUUCAACCAAAACCUACGGCAGUUUGUGGAAAACUGGGAGAAGGAGUUAAUCCCAACAUCAAAACAUUUAGAAAUCACCUCGAAUUCCCCAGAGCCCACUAACAUUAAGCUAGAACCUGUUGAUUCAUUCCACGAUUCCCUCUCUCAUUCUGUUGACGAUUUGGAUGGGACUAGAGAAGACUCAGGAUACAACACCAGUAUCUCCUUCCAACAGUCCCAGAAGGAUGUAAACUCCACGAAGAACGCGUCUCAGCCCCAAAGCCCUCCAGCCACCUCCACUGCUCCUGCGGUUUCAUCCAGCUCACCUCCUGCGGUUUCAUCCAGCGCAUCUCCUGCGGUUUCAUCCUCGGGAACACCCAGACCAGAAGAAAGCGGUGGUCGGCCUUUGAAUCACGCAGAUGCGGAUUUGGACAUGACUCCAGAAGACUCACGAAACAGCAUCAUCUCCCUCCAACAGUCCCAGAAGGAUGUGAACUGCACAGAGAGCACAGCUCAGCCCCAUAGCUCUGUAUCCACCUCAACUCAAAAACACAUGAAACCUGAAACACAUAAAACAAUCUGGAUGUGUGGAUGUGUUCUUUCAGGUUUGGCAAAGAGCAUAGCAGCAGGGCAAACAAAGACCAGUAAACUGGGUACUGAUGGCCCUAGCAUUGGGGUCCACCAUGUGGGAGGUUCUGGAAUGACCUGCACUGAUCUUGUGGUCCAAAUGCGGAAGGCCAAAGGCAAGCAGCCUCAUCCAGACCUGCUCAUCAUCCAUCUUGGCAAUAACAUCAAGACAACAAAAAAGGAACAGUUGCUGAACACAGUAAAGGGACUCUUGACUGCCAUACACAGCAUCUUUCCCCAGUGUCAGAUUGUGUGGUCUGACAUGCUGCUAUUGCGCUUCAGCAAACAAAACAUGACUCCUAGUAACAAGGCUGAUGAGGCAGGAAACAGAAUCCACCAAGUGAUGAAUCGUGCAGCACAUGCUGUAGUUAAGGACCUUGGGGGAAGAGUCAUCACCCAUGACAACAUUGGCCCUGAACUCUAUCGCCCCGGUGACGAUGAAAUGGUCAUCUCAGACCAAGGCAUUAAAAGGUUCAACCUGAAUAUUCAGCAGUUUGUGGAUGAGUGGAAGAGGCAGGUCUACUUUGUGGCGGGGCACAAAGAAACUAUUCCGAAAUCCCCAGCGCCGACGAUCAGCAGCAACCUGGAACCUGCUAAUGAGUUCCACGAUUCCCUCUCUCGUUCUGUUGAUCAUUUGGAUGUGACACAAGAAGACUCAGGAAACAGCACCAGUAUCUCCCUCCAACAGUCCCAGAAGGAUGUGAACUCCACAAAGAACGCAUCUCAGCCCCAAAGCCCUCCAGCUGCUCCUGACAUUUCACCGAGUUUAUAUCCUGCAGAGGGUGAUUCCAUGGAUGUGACUCCACUAGACAAAGCCACCAUUUCCCCACAACAGAAAUUAAACCAGAAGCAGCAGGUCAGAAAGAGCAAUGAGAGUCCUGUGGAGGAGAACCAGACACAUGGGAGCAGUGCACCCAUCACAGGCCCUGGUACCAAAACAUCUAAUGUGAAAGGUCCACCCAAAGUAGUCUGGAUGUGUGGUUUUGCUCUUGGGGGUUUGGCCGAAAGGAUAACAUCAUUACAGCAGCAGGCUGCUAAACGAGGGAGUGCGUGCGCCAACAUCAGGGUUCACCAGUGGGGGGCUCCUCAAAUGAGCUGGAGCCAGCUGGUCAUAGAGAUGUGCAUGUUCAAACGGCAGCAGCCCCGUCCAGACAUGCUGGUCAUUCAUCUGGGAGAUGCAAACAUUGACCUGAGUUAUGCAGAAUAUUGUCUGAAUAGCAUCAGGAGGGAUUUGCGUAAAACGCAUGCUAUCUUCCCCCAGUGCCUGAUUGUGUGGUCCAACAUGCUAGUAGGAGGCUCCUGGACCAGUGCCGGAAAUGAGCAAGCUGCAGCAAAUGUCAUUGAUAGAAUCAAUCACGAAGCACAUUCUUUCAUAACUAGCCUGGGGGGGAAAGUUAUCGCUCACAAGAACAUUUGGCGUAACCUCUAUCUCUCAAAUAAAGCCAUUAAAAUGUUAACCGAAAACAUACACAGAUUUUUGGAUGAGUGGGCGAUGGGGGUCAAUCCUAAAUCAGAGGUCACAAACACCACCUCAACAGCUAUAGCGCCCCCUACAGACAGUGCAGGGCCUACUUCAGGCAGUUCCCAUGUCGAUCAGAACGCAUCUCAGCCACACAGCCCUGCAGCCACCUCCUCUGCUCCUGCAGCCACCUCCUCUGCUCCUGCAGCCACCUCCUCUGCUCCUGCAGCCACCUCCUCUGCUGCUGUUGCAUCAAGCUCAGCUCCUGCAGCCACCUCCUCUGCUCCUGCUGUUGCAUCAAGCUCAGCUCCUGCAGCCGGUGAUCAUGAGGAAGUGACUCCAGAAGACUCAGGAAACACCACCGCCUCUCACCAGUACUCCCACAAGCAGCAGGUCAGAAAGAGCAAUGAGAGUCCUGUGGAGGAGAACCAGACACAUGGGAGCAGUGCACCCAUCACAGGCCCUGGUACCAAAACAUCUAAUGUGAAAGGUCCACCCAAAGUAGUCUGGAUGUGUGGUUUUGCUCUGGGGGGUUUGGCCGAAAGGAUAACAUCAUUACAGCAGCAGGCUGCUAAACUAGGGAGUGCGUUCAGGGUUCACCAGUGGGGGGCUCCUCAAAUGAGCUGGAGCCAGCUGGUCAUAGAGAUGUGCAUGUUCAAACGGCAGCAGCCCCGUCCAGACAUGCUGCUCAUUCAUCUGGGAGAUGCAAACGUUGACCUGAGUUAUGCAGAAUAUUGUCUGAAUAGCAUCAGGAGGGAUUUGGCUCGAACGCAUGCUAUCUUCCCCCAGUGCCUGAUUGUGUGGUCCAACAUGCUAGCAGGAGGCUCCUGGACCAGUAACAUGCAUGAGCAUGCUGCAGCAAAUGUCAUUGAUAGAAUCAAUCACGAAGCACAUUCUUUCAUAACUAGCCUGGGGGGGAAAGUUAUCGCUCAUGAGAACAUUUGGCGUAGCUUCCAUCUCUCAAAUAAAGCCAUUGAAAUGUUUAGCGAAAACAUACACAGAUUUUUGGAUGAGUGGGCGAUGGGGGUCAAUCCUAAAUCAGAGGUCUUAAACACCACCUCAACAGCUAUAGCGCCCCCUACAGACAGUGCAGGGCCUACUUCAGGCAGUUCACAUGUCGGUCAGAACGCAUCUCAGCCGCACAGCCCUGCAGCCACCUCCUCUGCUCCUGCUGUUGCAUCAAGCUCAGCUCCUGCAGCCGGUGAUCAUGAGGAAGUGACUCCAGAAGACUCAGGAAACACCACCGCCUCUCACCAGUGCUCCCACAAGAUUUCCCACGUGCUGAAGUCAAAAAAUAUAUUGAGCAUCACUGACGACCAAAGUCUCUCGUCAGAGAAUUCCUCCAACAUACUGCAGCCACAGAAGGAGGAGGUCCAGCCGAUAUCUGCAGCUGUGACGGACACGAAGGCCACUUCGACUGAACCAAAGACCAGAGAGUUGUUCUUAAAAUGUUAUCGCCGCUUCACCUUCAAUAUAAACACGGCGCACCCAAACCUUUAUCUGUCGAAGAGAUGCCGGAAGGUGGAGUGGAGCACCGAGAGCCAGCCAUAUCCGGAUCAUCCACACAGAUUUGUUAACGAAUGUGUCCAGGUGCUGUGUUGGGAGAGCAUCUCUUCAUUUCGCUGCUACUUUGAGCUCGAGUGGAGUGGAAGUGUUUGUGUAUCGCUCUCGGUUGUGAACCAAAGCUGGAGAAGCAGCUGGGUUGAUGCUCAGUUUGGGUCAAAUGAUCUGUCGUGGGCGCUGCAACUCUCCAGCUCCUGCUGUUGUUUCUACCACAAUGGUGUGAAGAUCCAACUUCCUCAAGUCACAAGCUCCACCAUUGGAGUGUGUGUGGACUGUUCUGAAGGCACCCUGGUGUACUACAACAUUGCUGACACAGUCACCCUCCUUCAUAGAGUCCAGACCACAUUCUCUUAUCCUCUCGUUCCUGGAUUUGGUUUAGGUAGUAAAUCAGCAGUGAGGCUCCUGUGAUUCCCAAAUGGAUAAAGGUUGUCACAAUAUGCACAUCAUAUUGCCCAUAAACACAUAACUAUUGUGUUCUAUUAUAUUGUAAGUUAUACACAUCGUAUUGCCCAUAAGCAAAUAACUAUAGACAUAUUGUGUUAUAUUAUAAGUUAUACAUAUUGUACUGCUGUUCACACCAUGUCCUCUUUUCCCCAUGAUCUGUGUCUGUAUUGUGGAAUAUCAGAAUUGUGAACAGUGUGCUCUGUGUUUUUGCAUCUGCUUAUGUAGAGUGCUUAUUGGCCUUGGAUUUAUUUUUUUAAUUUUACAGUGUUCUUGGGCAACUUCAAAUGGGCUUUUAAAUAAAAUGUGUUGUUGUUGUUGUU